AUGGUUGAGAAGGGGUGUGAGAGGUGCAGGGAGUGGCAGGAGCACUACUACUGGGAGCACAUGGAUGUGAGCAAGAUCCGCUUCUUCAAGCGCAUGACAGGAGAUUUUGCUCAUCGCAUUAGCAUACCGGAGAUUGUGAAGAAAUUCAAUGGACAGAUCGCUGAAGGUGUUGACAUGAAAACACCCAGUGGUGAAACAUGGCAUGUUGGUGUAGCCAAGAAUGAGGAUGAGCUAUUCUUCGUGUCUGGAUGGGAGGAUUUUGUCAAGGCUCAUGAACUGAAGGAGAAUGACCUCCUUCUCUUCACAUGCAGAGGCAGCUCUUCCUUUGAGGUGGUCAUCUUUGAAGGGGGUGGUUGUGAGAAAGUGUCUUCUCUUCUUGGCAACAGAUUUGGUCCUAAUAUGUGGAGGCAUUUCAACAAUAUGGAGGACAAGGAAGCUGAGUGUUACUCUCUAAGUGAUUCUGAGGAUACUACUACACCGCCACAUCAGCUGGUUGAAUCCCCUCACAAUGCUUCUACUUCGAAGAAAUCUAUUUGCAAGAGUAAGCCAAGGAAACAACAAGCUGAAUCUCCAAACAGUACUAGUGACUAUGAUGUCAAGCAACAAGGAAUCCAUGAAGAGGAUAGUGACGACGAAUACACUGACUCCAAGUACUACUACUCGAGGACUGCCAAUCGACUGAGCAAUGACGAAAAAAGGAAAAUAAUCAGUUUGGCUUCAAUCCCACCGGACAAUCCUGCGUUUAUUACUGUCCUGCGGAUGGGCAAUGUUCGCUCUAGGAACAACUUUCUGACCAUUCCCAGCCAAUUUGCUGCUGAUCAUCUUGAGGAGAGAUCACAGGAGAUCAUACUUCGUAGGCCAAACAGGAAAGACAAGUGGUAUGUCAGGUACUAUUACACGACAGCCAUCCGAAGCCUCAAAGGCUACCAUUUAUCCAAGUUUGUGCGCGAAAGCAAGCUUCGCGAGGGUGACAUCUGUGUCUUCGAGCUCAUCAAAGGCAAAAGGAGGGUUACUAUGAGCGUUCAUGUCAUCAAGAAGGUUAACGACCGGUUUGUUCUGGUAGCAUAA
Messenger RNA from Miscanthus lutarioriparius, 1068 nucleotides. NCBI's taxonomy places the organism in Eukaryota, Viridiplantae, Streptophyta, Magnoliopsida, Poales, Poaceae. The record is from the annotation of a GenBank genome assembly.